Molecule: messenger RNA, 1506 nt
Organism: Brenthis ino (lesser marbled fritillary)
Lineage: Eukaryota; Metazoa; Arthropoda; Insecta; Lepidoptera; Nymphalidae
Source: the annotation of a GenBank genome assembly
AUGUGUGAAAUUUUGCUCAAACGAUGUUUUUUUUUAUCUUCUAUAUCUAAACAAAUAAACUUAUUUCGAUAUUCAACAGUAGCGAAUAAUAUUAAAACUUUCGAAUGUAUACCUGGAUUAUCGUCUUUACCCUUACUGGGCCCUAUACACCAUUUCAUUCCAGGAAUUGGUUCGAUAGGAAAUCCGGCAAAUUUCUAUAAUUUGUUAAGUAUACUGUAUGAGAAAUUUGGGAACAUUGUUAAAUUAGAUGGUGUCUUUGCUAGAGCCAGUAUGGUUAUUUUGUAUGAACCAGAGCAUUUUGAUCAGGUAUAUAGGUCAGAAGAAACAUUACCUUCAAGACCUGGAUUUGACACGCAAAUUUAUUAUAGAACAGUGUUACGAAAAUCAACAUAUGACGGUGUAUACGGAUUAACUACCGCAGAAGGUGCACAAUGGCGUGACUUUCGUACUAAAGUGAAUCCAGCGCUGCUAAAACCUAAAUUAGUGAAGCUCUACAUGCCAACCUUAGAGAAAAUUGCUGAAGAUAUGGUAGCCAGGUUAAACAAAUUGAAAAAUGACCCAUAUUUACAACAAAAUCUCGAUCUAGAAAUGACAAAGUGGUCUUUAGAAUCUGUGGGAGUUAUUGCUUUAGGAACGAGGCUUGGAUGUUUGAAGGACAGUUUAAGUGAUGAGCACCCCGCAAGAAUUCUCAUAAAAUGUGCACGCGAUAUGAUAGACUUGUCAUAUAAAUUAGAAAACCGACCUAGUCUAUGGAGAUAUUUUCCUACUCGUAACUUCAAGAACCUAGUCAAAACAUUUGACAAGCAAUGGGAUACAAGUCUUAAGUUUAUUGAAGAAGCAAAACAGAAAACUAAAGAUAGAGGACAUGAUGUUCCAGAAGAAGACAAAAGCGUGGUUGAGAAACUGUUGGCUAUUGACCAGAAAGUAGCAGUUGCAAUGGCGAAUGAAAUGUUGCUUGCAGGAAUCGACACGGUGGCAUUUACAGCUACAUGCCUUCUUUACAAUUUGGCGACAAAUCCACAUGUACAAGAUAAAUUAAGGGAAGAGAUUCAGUCAUCGGAACAAAGUUACAGAUAUUUACGAGCGUGUUUGAAGGAAUCUUUAAGAUUAUUUGCAGUCAUUCCAGCGAAUUUGCGAAGAACUACUAAGGAACACGUUGUGGGUGGAUACCACAUCCCAAAAGGAAUCGAUGUCAUUGCACCUAAUGAGUUUUUAUCGAGAAUGGAUAAAUAUUACCCGCAGGCAAAGGAGUUUAUUCCAGAGAGAUGGCUAGUUCAGAAAUCUGACCCAUUAUACUAUGGAAAUUGUCAUCCCAUGGUGACGUUGCCUUUUGGGUUUGGUGUAAGGUCUUGUAUUGGAAGAAGAAUUGCUGAGUUAGAGAUCGAAGUGUUGGUUAAGAAGUUAAUAAGUAAUUUUAAUGUCUCUUGGGACGGACCACCAGCACAGGUAGUCACAAGAGUAAUGAAUUCAAUAAAAAAACCUUAUCAUUUCAAAUUUCAAGCCAUA